ACCCGUGCCGUUUAACGUCUAUAUUAUACACAAUAUAUAUAUAUAUAUAUAUACACGACGACAACGUACACGAUAACGGCGUUCAUUGUGCGAGGUGUAGCGGGUCGGGGCGCGGUGUCAGCGGCACGAUGAUCCGUAGUCAUUUCUAGCUGCUGUCGUUGUCAGCAGUAGUCGUCAGUCACCGCUCUCGCAACUUGGUACCCGUUUCGCUCGCUGUUGUCUCGCUGGUCGCUGUGGCGUCUGCGGUGUCCGGUGUCCCUGUGUGUGUGUGUGUGUGUGUGUGGGUGUGCGUGUACGUGUGUCGUCGGGUGACGCGCCCGUUAUCUAUCGGUUCCGUCGGCGCCACCGCUGCAGUGGCCGGGCGCGAAGUCGAGCGAUAAUCCCUCGGCGGCGGCGUUUUCCUCCCCGAUUCGCCGUUUUCCCCGUCGCUUUCCCGCGCGACCAACGACCCACCCAUCAAGCCGAGACGACGAUGAAGCUUUUCUAACGCUGCCCAGACAGGAAAACCGUCACGAUGCAGACCAUUUCGGUGAGCAACUGCCUGCAGGACUCGCCCAAGUUCAGGACACAACUUGAUCGCCAUGAGUCCAAUAUUGAUUUACUGGAACAUAGGUUAGAAAAGGUUGUAAAAGUAUACAGUCUUAUGAUUGAUUCUGGGAAGACAUAUGUAAGCCAACAAUCAUUAUUUGCAAAUAGUUUAUGGGAAAUGGGACUUUGUUUCCGUGAUGACACAUCUUCGACUAAAAAUUUAAAUAAAAUAAUUCAUGCUCUUCAAGAAAUGAACAAAUUUUUAACUACAUUCCUGGAUCAGGCAUCACGAACCGUUUUGAACAACUUAACAGUAUUUGUUAAAGAAGAUAUUAAGGCAAGCAAAGAAUCCAAGCAUAUAUUUGAAAAGGCAACAUAUGAACUUGACGCUGCUCUAUUAAGGAACUCCCAGGUGUUAAAAUCUCGUCCACAAGAAGCAGAUGAAGUACUAAGUCAACUUGCAUCAGCAAGAAGUUCUUUUCGUCAUGCUGCCUUAGAUCAUGUGCAUUGUAUUACUAUGCUUUUAACUAGGAAAAAACCUGAAAUAUUUUCAACACUAUUGUCUUAUAUCCAAGCGUGGGGUACAUAUUUUCAUCAAGGUUUUACUUUAACUGAAGAUUUACAAGAUUUUAUUCAGAAUCUGAACAAAGAAGUAGUCUUAAUGACUGCCGAAGCAGCUGAAAUGGAAAAUCAACUUAGUGAACAUCACAAAUUGGUUGACAGCAAUGAUACGGUUAUGAUAAAUGGUGAUUGUGAAAAUGGUGAAAAGGGGAAAGAUGUGAUACGUAUUGAAGGCUACCUGUACAAGCGAACAAGUAAUGCUUUCAAAACAUGGAAUAGACGAUGGUUUUACCUAAAGAAUAAUCAGUUGGCUUAUAGUAAAAGAAAUGGUGAAAAUUUAUUUACUGUUAUGGAAGAUGAUCUAGGAAUUUGUUCUGUGAAGCCAGCAUAUGAUGCAGAAAGAAGGUUUUGUUUUGAAGUUUUAUCUCCAUCUAAAAGUCACAUUUUACAAGCUGAUUCUGAGUAUGUAUACAAGUUAUGGAUAGAAACUAUUCAACAAGGUAUUGAAAAUGCAAUACGUAAUCGUCCCCAACCAAAACCUAAUCAAGAUGAUGAUAGUUCAAAUGAAAAUUUUCAGACUCCAAAAAUUAAAAAGUCGAAGACAUUGGAUGUGCUUGUUAAAAUUCCUGGUAAUGAAAAAUGUUGCGAUUGUAAAGCACCAAAUCCAGAUUGGGCUAGCAUAAAUUUGGGCAUAACAUUAUGUAUUGAAUGUUCUGGUGUACAUCGAAGUCUUGGCGUUCAUUAUAGUAAAGUUCGUUCAUUAACACUUGAUGACUGGGAACCAGAAAUUUUAAAAGUUUUGGCUGAAGUUGGAAACUCUGUGGUCAAUGAAGUUUAUGAAUAUAAUGUUCCUGAUACAGUUGUACGUGCUUCAGCAAAAUGUCUUGGUCCAAUCCGUGAACAAUGGAUUCGAAAUAAGUAUGUUGAUCGCCUAUUUGUGAAGCCAAUACCUAAUAAUGAAUUGAUAUUGGAAGAAUUUAAUACAAGAAAAUGGAGUGUCCGCAAAGUUAGACGACGUGGAGUCCAAUCUACAGUAAAAAAUGAGAAAAAAGAUAAUGUCAUGGUAAUUGGUGGCAAUGCUAAAAGCAUAUCUUUAGAUGUUAUUAGUAGCGAUGACGAUUCUACAAUUAGUGAUGAUGGAACAGAUGUUGUAGAAGAAGAUAUAUCUACAUUGAGGCCAGAUAUGCUGCUUUAUCGAGCUGCAGCAGCGCAUAAUCUACCAGUAAUGUGUCAUGCAAUAGCAACAGGAGCAGAUAGAAAUUGGAAAAAUCCAAAUGACAACGGACGGACUUCACUCUUUCAAGCUAUACUCAGUGGUUCUGUGAUGGCUUGUGAGUAUUUGAUACUAAAUGCAUCUGACAUUAACGUUCAAGACGAUCAUGGGCAAACUCCUCUGUUUUUCGCUACACAAUUAGGCCAUACAGCACAAGUAUGCCUUCUUUUGAAACAUAAAGCAAAUCAAUAUCUUAAGGAUAAUGACAACAUUGAACCGUUAGAUGUAGCUACAAAACAGGCCAAUGCGAAUAUAGUAACAUUGCUCAAAAUCAGUCGUCUGAAUGAUCAGUCUGAAAUUCCAGAAUCUUUUAAAGAUGCAGUACGAGAUUUCACUCAGCUUACAUUCAGCCCUUUACAUAAAUGAUUAUUGAACAAAAAUUAGCUUUUAAAUAAAUCGUUAUACUUUAUUACUCUACAAGACUUCUCUGGUUUUUACAAAGAUAUGAAUCUUUUAGGUUCAUUAAGACUAUAUGUUGAUGAACAAAAUACUAUUGAAUACAUUAUUAUAUUUAUGUUUAAG
Melanaphis sacchari is the source of this 2884-nucleotide messenger RNA. It is a transcript of the gene CenB1A, whose product is annotated as arf-GAP with coiled-coil, ANK repeat and PH domain-containing protein 3. Gene Ontology annotation, cellular component: cytoplasm. Gene Ontology annotation, molecular function: protein binding; GTPase activator activity. The transcript is spliced from 15 exons. Lineage: Eukaryota; Metazoa; Arthropoda; Insecta; Hemiptera; Aphididae. The record is from RefSeq and is a predicted model, not a curated record. The coding region runs from base 515 to 2728 and encodes 737 amino acids.